Molecule: messenger RNA, 625 nt
Organism: Cimex lectularius (bed bug)
Lineage: Eukaryota; Metazoa; Arthropoda; Insecta; Hemiptera; Cimicidae
Gene: fabp
Product: fatty acid-binding protein, muscle
Exons: 1
Coding region: 107-508 (133 amino acids)
Biological process (GO): fatty acid transport
Cellular component (GO): cytosol; nucleus
Molecular function (GO): fatty acid binding
Source: RefSeq, a predicted model, not a curated record
AGCCGGCCGGCGUUUCACGCUCACUCCUGCUUCAGUCGUCAUCCUUGCCUUAUACGGUUCGUGUCAUCGUGUGUGAAGUCCAACGACUGAAUUAAGCUCGACCAAAAUGAACAAGUUUUCCGGACUCAAGUACAAGCUUGCCAAGAGCGAGAAGUUCGACGAGUACAUGAAGGCCCUCGGAGUCGGCCUGAUGACGAGGACUGUGGGCAAUUCCGUCUCCCCCGUCGUCGAACUGUUGGUCGAAGGAGACGAGUACACGCUGAAGUCUUCGUCCACCUUCAAAAACACGGUCGUCAAGUUUAAGCUGAACCAGGAGUUCGAUCAGGAGACACCCGACGGACGCAAAGUCAAGGCUACGUUCACGAUGGAAGGAGACAACAAGCUCGUCGAAGUACAGAAGGGCGACAAGGAGACCAAGAUCGUAAGGGAAUUUUCACCAGAAGAGGUCAUGAUGACCCUCACUGUCGACGAUAUCCUUUGUACGAGGCUUUACAAACUCGUCGAGUAAAUGCAUUCCGAGUCUUCUCUUCGUUUACACUUAUUAUCACAAAACUCCUAAGUAAAAUUACACUAAAUAUUGUAAUAUUUAAUAUUUUUUGAAUACACGUAUAAUUAUUAUAUCUUA